UUGUACCAUUGAGGGAAACCAUUCUGCACAAUGGGAUCUUCCUCCAGUCUGCUAGACGAGAGUAAAUCGAACUACAUCAGAGGGCGAACAGAGGCAGAGCUGAAGAACUUCAGUCCACACUAUAGGAGGCAGUACUGUGUGGCUUUCUUCUCCCAGCUCCAAGAUGAGGUGGAGCAACACAGGGCUGGCCAGACCCAGCUCCUCAAACAGAGGGGGCCUCCUGAGGGCAAUGAGGUUCUUUACAAAGACACUGUGCUGCACUAUGAUGACAGCAGGAAGUGGAAAGAAAGGCUUGUUCUGAUCAGAGCAGACUACAGCAUGGAGCUGCAUGAUAGCCAAGAGACGUUCGCGAAAGGUGUACCUCCACGCCACAAGAUCCUGCCGACCGGAGGCACAGUUCUGACCUCAGAGGAAAAGUAUAUGGCCAUUGUGGACAAGGCUUUUCCUGACCUCAACAGUGGGAAGGAAGACUCCUCAGGUUCGAUGGUUGCGAAGCCUGGUCCAUUCCCUGUUUAUCUGAGACUGCCCUAUAGACGGGACUCCUACUUCUGUUUCCACCAGGAGGAGCAGCAGAGUCGCUUUAUAGCAGUCCUCUCUGACUGUAUCCGCCACCAGAACCACGAUUCUCUGAAGGGCAUGUCUUGCGAGGUUCAGGCUUUUCUGAAGGCCAUUCAUUUCUACAGGCAGGAGAAAGGUCACUAUGAGUCCUGGGACAUGCUCAUUGGCAGUGAUGCCCAGGUGCUGGCCAAUCAGGUGAUGGAGGAGCUUAUCCCCUCUCUGCAGACUGAGCUCCUGCCAAAGUUGAAGGGGAAGAAGGCAGAGAGGAAGAGAGUGUGGUUUGCGACAGUGGAGGCAACCUAUGCCCUGGUCCAGGAACAACUAAGUGAAGGACUUCAGGCCCUGAAGGAGGAGUGCAGAGAGGCAGCCAAGAAACAGGAGGCACUUAUCCGCUCUGAUAUGGAUCAGAUUAUCAACUCACGUACCUUCCUGGAGACCAAGCUGCAAUCCUUGGUGUCAGAGCCAGCAAUGAAAUUCUCCUCAGAGAGUGUGGCCCCCUAUCUGGCUUCCAUCCUGGAGGAGCUCAUGGGACCCGUCAGCUCGGGCUUCCAAGCAGUGCGUCUCCAGCUGGAGGGCGACUUGACCCGGCUCUGCAAGGACUUCCCUGAGGGAGGAGGCUUGGAUGAGUUAAAGAAAGCUCUGGAGAAGGUGAGAUGUGCUCCUCUAGUUAGCUGUUACCAGCAUGUGGAAGUUCUGAAGGAGCAGCUCCAGGAACUCAGGAACCGCUUCAAAUUCUACAACACCACAUUGUUGGUCCAAAGCACACAAAACCACAUGCAACAGCUGAUGGACAAUGCUGUGCACACAUUUGAGCUGCUGCUUCAGUCUUCCCUGAAAGAUAAACCAGACAAGCUGGCAUCAGUCAUGGAGAAAGCCAAGCUCAGAGUUCUUAAGCAAUACGACUAUGACAGCAGCACUGUGCGGAAGAAGAUUUUCCAGGAGUCCCUGAUGGACAUCACCUUGCCCGCCAUCAGGAGGAACUUAGCCCCCACCUGCAAAACAGAGCUACAGAAAUUUGAACAGUACAUCUUUGCUGAUUAUACAAAUUUCAUUCAAGUGGAAAACGUCUAUGAAGACAUACUUACAGACAUAUUGAAUAAUGAAGUCAACAAAGUGGUUAAGGAGGCUGCCAGCCUGAAGAAACACAACUUGUUUGUGGACAGCACUGAUCUGCAAUGUAUUAGCCAGAGUAGUUUAAGUGACAGUCGUACUCCACCUCGCUCUGCGCCUGCCAGCCCAGCCAAAGUGCCCUCUGCUGCUGUCACUCAAAAGGAAGAGACACCCAAGUCUCCACUGGUACGUAAUGGCAAUCUGGAAAGCCAAGACAAGAAGGACAGGGGCCUUUCUGCAGUAGAGGAGGGAACAGAGUCUCAUGCUUCUGAACCACCAAACGAUGCUAAAGAGUCUCAAACAGUCACUUUGUCGGACCCAGUAGAUAUCCCUGCUAUCAUUAUUGAGGUUCCCUCCACCACAUCUGUUCCUACAUGCACUACUGAUACAUCUAAAACCAAAUCUGAGUCACCCUUACCAGAAACUGACAUCGUCUCAGCCACACCAGAUGCCCCCACUAUCUGUCCACCUGCCUCUUCCAGUCAACCUGAAAUUUCUUCAUCCAUAGCUAACAGCGCCCCCUUGCCCACCCCAGACAUCUCAUCUCCAGAAGCUUCAGAAGAGCCUGUGACUAAUACGUUAGUCAACCUCAGUCUCAGUACCACUCCCCUUAUAACUGUCCCAAAUGACUCUGAUCCACCUGUGGAACAGCAGCAAAUCACUGACCGAGCAGUGUAUCUAAAUCCACCAGCAGGGCUGACAGCUGGAACCCCUGUACCGACCGCUGAUCUUCUACCUGAGGGUGAAGAGAUGGAAAUGUCCGGAACGCAAGUGUCGGGCAGUCUUCCUGAAGAUGAGAAAGAUACAGUCGUGGCUCAGGCAGAAGUCUGUAAUGUUGAGAUAGCCACUGGUGACUCUCCCUCAGACGUCAAAGAUGACAGUGCUGUCCAGUCAGAUUUGACUCCAGAACCUAGAGAUGAUAUCACAAUCCCCACUGACCAACAAACCAAAGAAGCUGAUUCGGCAUCUCCAGUACAGAUUUCCUCGUGUGAUUCCACUCAUCUCGCUGAAGAUGUCAGUGAGGUAGUGUUGGCUGGUGCUGAGAAAACCGGAAUGGAUCUUGAUGCUAAUAAUGUUGCAAGUAUCACUUAUUCUCCAGCAGGGGACAGUGUCCCUCCAGCUUCAGAGCCCAUGCUGGAAUGUACAGCCUCCCCAGCCAGAGGGUGUCCUUCUGAUGACAGUGACCAGGACAACGACGAGCCUCUGGACAGUGUGAAAACCAUCAGAGAUUUGGUGGUAGAGAUCAUUGAAGUGGAAGACAUAGUGACACCUUGUCCAGACAGCGGUCUAUAG
Chanos chanos (milkfish) is the source of this 2961-nucleotide messenger RNA. RefSeq names its product niban apoptosis regulator 1b (gene niban1b). Bases 31 to 2961 code for a protein of 976 amino acids. The transcript is spliced from 14 exons. NCBI's taxonomy places the organism in Eukaryota, Metazoa, Chordata, Actinopteri, Gonorynchiformes, Chanidae. The record is from RefSeq and is a predicted model, not a curated record.